UACCAGCACCUACGGACCAACAUGUGUGCCCAAUCAUAAAGACGCUCAUAUGUAGGUAUGUACAAUGGCAUGCAUAUCACACAUGUCUCAGCCGCCUGCAUCACACCGCUCACGCCACUCUGCGGCUGCCAACAACCACCUUGUUCUUCAUUCCACAGAGGGUUCCACCGCCUGUCUUGACACACCUGGCCGCACUCUCCUUCUGCACCUUCAGCAGCCGAUCAACAUUGGCAAAUAUGUCUCGAGGCAUCCGAGCGCGCCCAUUCGGCCGCUCUCUGUCGUCUUCCUGGUGCGACGAAGACGAGGUGCUGGAGACGGCCUCUUCUGUCGGUGACGCCUCUCUCUGCUUCAGGCGAGCAUUGAGGUCAAUUUCGGUGCCGCAGGGGCCGGCCUUUUUCAGUCUCCAUGCAACGAGCCGGUCCAGCUGCCGAUGAUAUCGACGCAAUACACUCUCGCUCCUGCAGUGAUUGAAGAGACACACAGGGAGACACGGAUCGAUCAGCAUCCGCCUGGCCGGCCACUCUGUCUGACCUGGAUCUCUGCAAAGUUUGUUCCUUGUGGUGCCUGGCGAUGGGCGAGUACUCCUCCAUUGCGAUGCCGUCAUCCCCUUCCCACACCUCCGUCCCGGCCAACGACGACGCAAAGGACAUCCGCCGCUGAGCACCGCCCUUGCGCAUGGUUCUCAGCCAUGUCUUGAUGCUCCGGAGGAUCAGCUGUCCCUCCAGGUCCAGCUCUUCGUUUGUCUUCUUCACGCGUGCGAUCUCCUCUUGUCUCUUACGCCAUUCCUUGAGGACGAUUGAGGGUCCGCCCUGCGAGUAGCCUGGGGAGCAUUGGGCGAGGUCCAUCUGAGAGAGGAUGUUGGUCACCUGCUCCAUCACCUCUCUGAAGGCCCGGCCGAGACCCCCGACCUCCACAUACUUUGAUGGGAUCUUCUCGAUGAAGGUCUCGAGCAUGAGGAGCACCUCGCCAAUGCGCUCCGGCUCGGUGAUCAGGUGCAUGUCUGCCAAGAUCUUCUUCCACUGCUCCAGCUCCCGUGCGGCUUUCUGCUGCCGAUCCCCGCCGUCAUCUGAGUCCUCGUCGCUGCUCUCCUCAUCUAACUUGUCUCGCCUGGGGCCCAGUAGCGAUUCUGUGUCCUUUGAGGUGGCGAGUGUCUUGGCCUCGCCGUGAUACCCUGAUAAGCUCAGCUGACGUACCAUGCUUUCGGGCAUUGCCUCCUCUUCGCUCUCCCUCCUGCCGGCUGUGGAUGGGGGGGGCAGCGAUGUGUGAGACACCUUAAAGGGCAUGUUUCUUCUGUCUUACCUGGGGCUUUUGGUGCUGGUUUGGUGAGCUUGAUGGCGGCAGGCUUUGGUGUGGUGGAUGCCGGCGAUGCAGGUCGAUACACAGACACCCUCGUGGUGGCCUUCCGACCCUUCUUGAGCUCAUGUGAGACGCCACUUGGCGCAAGCUCGGCUUUCCUGCACACAUGGUUGAAGAUAGUAGGGAAACAUCCAUCGAUAGCAUGUCUUUCUUCCUCCCUCCCUCCGUACUGUGCAUUGAGGCUGAGUAUGAAAGUGAUGCUUUUGAGCUGCGCCUCGGCGACCGACAGGCGAUGGGCGUAGACGCUGUAGGCCUCUGACUCCUUGACGCUCAUCAUGUCCACGCUCGACAGGCCCCUCGUCAGCGCCCUGCGGAAGUCUCUGUCUCUGAACGUAGGCGGCAUGGCACUGCUGCUGUCGGCCUUGCUUAGCCCGCGAGGCUCCGUCACGCCUGCCAGGGCUGCCGGCGUGAAAGGCAGGAGCCCUGGCAUCAGCUUGAAGGUCGGCAGCUGGAUGCUCGGGUCAAAACACUGCAGCAGCUCCUCCAGGUCCUGAGUAACACGAAACAGGGGUAAGAUAUCAAGGUUGCGUACGCGAUAGGUGUGGAGGAAAGGGGAGGGAUUGCGUGACCUUGAUGCUGACAGGCCUGUUGUGGAGGGCCUCUUCCUCUUCUUCUGCGAGCAGCCUCUCCCGAUCGCCCAUAUGUGCCCAUGCAUCCCUCUCGGCAGCCUCCCGCUCCUGUUGCAAACGGACCUUCUCCAUCUCUUCCAUGAUCCUCUUCUCGUAGAUCUGUAAGCAAGAGACACAGAAAGGAAAAAUGAAUGAAUGAAUGAAUGAAUGGUGGAAUGGUUGAAACGGACGAGACGCGGUCUUUACUUUUGACAUUCGUUGCUCGUGUGCCAGUCGCUUCGCGGCUUGGUCCUCAAUGCGCAUGAGCUCUUCUUCCUUCUUCCGCUUCCCCUCCUCCUGCUCACGAAACACGGCCUCCAGUGCGAGACGCUCUCUGAUGACAGACAAAGCACAGACACGCGUAACAAGUGCCCAUCGUCUGAGUGGAGCUUUUGGCAUACGCGGCCAGUUUCUCUUCAAGCUCCUUCUCCUGGGCCUCCCUGCGUUGGCUCUCGAGGUCAGCUUGCGUCAUGAGGCGCUGCUCCAUGGCCUCGUUCUGGGCGUCCCUUUCCCUCUCCAGCCGCUGCUGCUCCUCCUGCUCAGCUUGCAGCUGGGCCUCACGCUUUAUGCGCUCCUUCUGCUCCAGCCAUUUCCUGACACACACACACACAAUGGAGCCAACCCGACGUGAACAAUAGGGUGUCUUCUCGGCUUGCAGAACUUUCUCUCCUUACUUCUCCUUGGCCCGUCGUUUCUGGCGAACCUCGUCCUGGCGGAUCUUCUCUUCGGCCUCACGCUCAGCCUCGAGGUGCCUCUCCUCUGCAAUCUUGGCUUGCCUCUCGGCCUCGCGACGUUCUUUCCCCUCCCUGGCCCUCGCCAGCUCCUCGGCGAUCGCCAACUCCCUCGCCCUCUGUGCUUCUGCUUCUUUGGCAGCCUUGUCCACUAAGUCAGUGGGCACCUCGGUCCCCUUUUGCUCCUCCCCGUCGAUGAAGGCGUCAUCGAAGCCGAUGCGAGACAUGUGGCGAGAGGUGGCACCGGAAUAGGAUGUGGGCGAGUACGGAACGUAGGCCUCAGGGGGAAGCGACGACUCGGCCCCCGAGAAGGAGCGUUGGUACGAAAUCCGAGACUCCUUGGUGCCGCGACGGGAGAAUCGAGGCAAAGACGACUGGGCGCCUUCACGUGAGCUGGCGGGGGAGCCCUCACGCGACCUGUGGAGCAUGACGUCCGUCAAAUGCUCAAGGCGAUCGUCCCUCGCAGCGAAUGAGAUUCCCUUUCGCAGCCUCCCCGCGCUCUUCUGCGCGUCCUCUGCAGCAGCAAUCUCGGCCAGCCGUUCUUCAGCCUCCUUCGGUCCGAAUGCCUCCUCAGCUUCUUCAGGCGGCUUUGGGCCGGGCUUUGCUUUCUCGCCUUUGCCCGGUUUCGCUGCCAUAGGUUUUGCCUUGGGGGACGGGGUUUUGGCUUUGGGUGAGGGCAGCUUCGGGAUGUCUCGUUUGCCGGUCAGCGACUCACGCUGUGGAGACCCUUUCUUGCUCUGCGCCACGACUGCGGUGGCCGCUGUCUCCUUUGCAGGCCCCUCACCAACCUCUUGCUUUCCUUUGGCGACUGAUUUGACGGCCGACGAUUCAUGCCCCCCCUGCUGCAGCACCUUGCCUUUCUGCUCGGCAGGCGUCCUCUUGGUCAAUGGCGGCGCUGCUUUAGGCGAUGAUUCGUCCCCUUUCUGGAAGCCAAUGGCAUGCUGCUCCUGCGCCUUUGGCCUUACUGCUGUUGUCUUCUUGCCGGGAGCAGCUGUGAUCGGUGCUGGUUUCUCGAGAGAGAGAGGCUCGGGGGCUUCGGGCUGCCCGGCGACACCAGCCUCUGAAGGCGGCACCAAAGGUGGUUGCUCAGUCGGUUUGGCCCCGGAAUCCUCUGCUGCAGAGACUGCGGUUGGCUGGAGGGUGUCAACAAUCGCCGCAUCACCAUGGACAGCCAGUUCGACGUGAGAUGGCUCAGCACCGACGAUGGCCGCUGCUUCCUGUUCAGCUGGCCCAGGCGCCACCUCUUCUCUUGCCUCGUGUCCCACCUCUUCAGGGCCCGCUUCAGCUCCUUCCAGACUCUCGAUGGUCUGCGCAGUGCCCAAUCGUCGGCAGAUGAGCAUCUCUUCUACGUCUUCGUCACGCGCAAACCCAGAGGGAAACGACGAUUUGUGCCCCGGGCUCUCCUCACCCUCCCGUAGCGUUGAGGAUGUCUUCUGUACCACCACUCGGUCUUUGACGAAUCCACUGGUGACCGAUCUGCGAUGCUCGGUACCCGAGGACGCCUUGCUGUCGUGCUGCGAAGACACGGACGCCUCUUGAGAGCCAGAAACAGCGGCCUGAUCGGCGCCUGACUUCAUCAGCCAGUCGCGGAACGACUCCCCGCGUCUCAGUACAUCGGACAUACGGGUCGCCGCUGUCUCAAACACCUGCGCCGCAGUCUUGUGAACUGCGGCCUGAUAUGCCGCAUCGACGGGAGGCUCAUACGCUGAAGGCGGCUGAGUGGUCGGGUUCUGGGACGGCCGUCUCUGACCGGCGGAAGGGGUGGGACCGACUGACGAAGCCAGCGGCCCCGCUUCAAUCGACCAUGCGGCCAUAGAGGUGUCUUCCGUCAUCAGGCUUCUCUCAAGAAUGCCCUCCAAAUCGACCAGACGCAUCGGGGCCAGCAGGGGAGGAGACGGGGGUUUUGGUGGCGAGGGUCCGGCGGAGCGCUUUAUCGAUCUGACACUUAUGAUGGAUGGUGUCAGAGGCCGUCGGGUGCCGUAUGAAGAGGGCCGCUCUGCAUCCGAUGCUGUCAUGGCAGAUGUGGGCCGCGGUGCGUCGCGAUCCAUCACCAAGGCAAGGGGGAUGGCCUGAGGGGUCGAUAUACGCUCGAACGAUCGGAUAGGCCUGCAACCAGGAACCAAUGGAACCUUCCAAUGUCUCUCUAUCCUUCCGCGUACUUGAGAGACGUGGGGGUGCUCGGUUGUCUCUGAGGCAGCUCAGCUUCACGAUAAGACCUCAGCGGCAUCGCCGCGCCAGACUGCUGGUACGCCAAGCUCGACACAGACUUAUCCGACGACACGUCACCGAACUUAGGCAUCGGCCGGAAGGACGAUCGCAUUCCGGCAGGCGGCGGGCGUGGCUUGCGCGUUUUCUUUGGUCUGGGAACGGCCGGGGGUGUGCGUGCUCUCCUGGCCUCACGGCUGCGCUCCAUCUUGACGAGAGUCAUAAUCUGCGCAGCAACUUUGGUGUCUUGCUUCGUCUCCACCGCCUCACUUUCAGUCAUGGACAGGGGGAAGCUCAUCAUGCGCCUUUUCUUAAUCUGCGGCUGGUCCAUUGCCUCCACUGCCUUACGCAAAGCGGUCACAUUAGCGCCGAUCGGCCUCUCGCCCUCAUCGGACUCUGCAGCCCUGCUGGGCUCUUCCUCUGCUACUCGAGGCUGUUCAGCCUUUCUUGCUGGCGACUUGCGAGCAGCAGUAUAGGCAGCAGGGUGGCACAGGAUUUGCCUUAGAGGCGCAUCGAGCCACUCCUUGUGCAGAUGUGGGUGUGGAGGGGGCCGCGCCGACGGGAGACCGUGCAGCGUCUUCUCCACAUCAUACUCUUCCACUAGCGCAUCUCGAUCAAGAGGGUGCUCCAAGCCGACGGUGUCCAUCGUUACGUGUUCGGGGCCUCGCUCAACGGCGGCAGGCGGGGCGUCGGGCACAGCUGGUGGGAGACAUGGGAGCGAGAUGGAUAUAUGGAGUGCCGCAGACUUGGCAUCCUCUUUUUCGCCUUCAUCGUCCUUCAGUGGCUUGAUGGGUGCUGCGGGCGGCAUUUUGGGAGGCGCCCUCUCGUGGACUUUGUCAUGCAGAGAGGCUGGCAGGGUUGAAAAAGAGGGGUCCUCGGCCACAGAGAGGUCCACGCGUUGGGGUGAAUUGAAGACGACAUUGACGGCUGCGGCAGCGCGUUGGAUGAAGGGGUGCCUCACGGUCGAGAGGGAGCUUGGAUGAGGGAGGCUCGGCUUGGCUUCCGCAAUGCGUCUCCUCUGCUGAUAGGUGAGGAAGGGGAAAAGCUUGUCAACUGCGUGCACGCCGACAUGCCGGCUCUCUUGCGUGACGGAGCAUGUCGGCUCCUCCCAGUCGGCGUCUCUCUGUGGCUGUGGCGAGGUAGACAGUAGCAGUCGCAGCCUCCGUUGCUUCAUCUCUGCCUGGAAAUGUUCCUCUCUCGCCUCGUCCUCCACCUCCAUUUGCAUCCGCUCCCACUGUCCCGUUACGGUGCCGUCGAUCGUCUCCAUCAUCUGCCGAACGUCAUGCAGUUUCUGCUGAGGGUCGAGCCGGUCAAACGUCCUCAGCUCAGAGCUCUUGCGCUUGCGGCGCGCGGACACGCGGGAGCCGAUGGGUGUUUGGCGGGCAGCUGUCGCAGUUGUGGCUGCUGGUGCUGCUGGCACUGAAACCCUGCUGAAGCCAGCUGCCAGUGUUGACUGCCUUCGGCCCGUUUUGUGCUCAGCAAUGACAGACAGGUCCGCAAAAGACUCCAUCGGCGUCAUCGUGGGCGUCUUGUCUGCCUUGUACUGUUUCUUGGACAUGGCUUUGAAAUUCUGUUUGGCGUAGCCCAUGAGCUGGGGGUACACGGCUGUGGGCUCCUCCCUGUCGGCAACGUCUGGAUGCUUGCGCUUCCUGGCCUGCAGCCGAUUGACGUGACGGGUGAGUGACGGGCGGGUGGGGAUGUCCUGUAGAUAGGUCCGGUCCUGGUCAUAUCUUAGCGGAUCGUGCUUUCGCAUCUCAGCCAUCCUGCGAAAAAAGUGCCUUCUCGCUAUAUGAGGGCAAGCUUUUUGUGCACAUCGGCCGACCUGCAAUGUGCUGCUUCAAGGUCACCCAUCUCAAUGGCCGCGGCGCUCUGCCCCAAGACGGGAGUUGUCGAGGGAGCGAAUAGCCGGAUUGUGCGCUGGUUGCUGCCAACAACCAGCGCCAUCGGGGCCUGAGGCCGACCCACAACCACCACUCCUGCAGUCAUCAACAUCAGAAACGCCACUUGUGUCUGAUGCGUACACCUAGUGACCUGUGAUCUCGUCGAUGGAUGUCAUAACUCGCAAGGGCAAGCCGUGUGGCGACCACAGAACGAUUGUACUGGGCGAGGCCGAGAACAGCAAGUUCCGGUGCGGGCUGAGGAACGACAGGCCCACCACCUCCAGUGCAUGAUACUUCUCAUACCACUUGCAGCCCGCCCUCCUGUCCAGCCGCUGCAUGGCGAUGUCGCCUGUGCUCAGCCCCAACGCCAUGGUCAUCCCACUUGCGUCCAUGAUCCACGCCGUAAAUCGAGGCGGCCCCGUCGCUGGUUUCGCCAGGACGGUGGCGAAUCUCGACGACGGGCCUUUGGAAGGCGGGAUGAGCGUCACACGCUGCAUCAACGUGAGAGACGGCGACCGCAGAGGCUCCCAAGGGGGCGGGCGCUCAAUCUGCCACAUGCAGAUGUCGGUGUUGUCGUGAAGGGUGACGAUUCUCCCAUCAUGUGUAGGGACGGGAGGAUGCAUGUGGGCCCUCUUGAAGUCACUUGCGAUGGGGACGCCUGACACCGUGGUGUCUAGAAGAGAUGGCGGGGCAGAUGAGGACCAGUCCACCCUCCCAACUCGCCGAAUAGCGCGGCACGGCCCACCCGUCUCCUCCGCGCCGACUGUCAAGAUAAGGAAUGCGCACCGCUGGUCAGGCGGAGGCGUGGGAAUCGGCUGACUGAAUGAUGACAGAGUGGCUGGAGGGCUGCUAGCGUCAUGGGAGGCCGAGUCCCGCGAGCACAGCAGAUAACCGGUGAAGCCUCCGGUAAUGUGCGAGGCGAGGAUGAAGGUCAGGUGCCAUUCGGUCACGUGGCCAGGCAGCACCGAGGAACCGAAAACGAAAGAGCCCUUGCCGCGUUGUCUCGGAUCGGGCAUUGCCAACAUGGGGGCGUCUGGCGCUUCAUCGGUGUCAUCCCUUGUGCCGUCGAUAAAGCUCCACGGGCGGCAGAAGCUCUCUGUAGGCGGGUAGAGUGGGAUGGCACAAAUAGCGUUCACAAAAUCUGCAGACAAGCACACAUAGGGAGGAAUGACGGACACCAUGUAGGCAGCGGCGGUUUCUGUAUUGAUUCAGUCAUACCCUGUUGGCCUGUCAGUCGGUAUGUGUGCUGUAGUGUCAGUCGCCUUCUCACGUCCUGUGUCUCCGUGACACCGUACACAUCGACGUAACCCUGGUGGGCAUGGGUCACGCAAUUCAUCUCAAUGUCGGCGAUUAGUGUCGAUUCAUCCUCAGGGAAAACCUCGCUGCUCGCUGAUGACGACGCAGACGACGCGCUUCGUGCUGUUGCUGCAAAGUACUGAUCAGUGGCAUUGCUUUCCGCCGAGGGGACUCGCUUGCGAGGCACCUUGGGCGAUCUCGGCGACUCGUAUUGCUGGGAGGAUGCCUGUGUCUGAGCGAACAGACGUGGCAAGCCAAGAAUGACGACAGAAAGACAGAUGAAGAAAAUUGACAUGUCGCUGCGUACAGUGAGCUCGUCGAUCAUCACGAAUGGCCCCUUUGACUCCCUCUGGCUGACGGUGGGCCCCGCUUUUGAUUUGCCUUUCUUCUUGUCCUCUUUGUCAAAGCUCGCUGGCAACGCAGGUUGCUGGAAGCGCCGCAAUGCGCCAGCAAAUCGCCGCUUGUGGCCGAGGUGCCGGUAGUCCGACGGGAUGGGCAGCUGCAGCAGCGAUAUGAGACCCUGGCGGACACCCGCCCCGCUAAGCGUCAUCAAUGUGACUGGAUCGAUCUGCGACGCGCGGCGGGGAUGCAGAGCACUUCGGUCCAAACAUGAUUGCCUACAGUAGCAUGCACGAGACACGCGGCCUAAUUAGACCUUGAGUUGAGGGGCAUGUCUGUCUACUUGUAUGCAGGUGUGUCACCAAAGGGGCGAGAGAGCCGUGUGGUCGGGCAGGAUGAGGGAGACAUCCCGGAACACACCAUGUGCCAGCUUCACAACUGUCUCGGCCAUCGUAUGGAUCUACAGACACACAGAAAGAGAUAGAUUGACCCAAUGUGCACACAGGGGUACAGCAAUCCAGUGGGUACUUGGACACAUUGCAGGGCCUUGUCGUGUGCCACGAUGAGGUACUGAAGCCCUGUUUGCGGCGAGCUGUCGGCCACCAUCCGAGAGAUGAACUUGUGCGACCUGCUGACGAGAUCGGCUGGCGGACGGGGCGUCUCUGACUCGGAGUCGGAGUACUCCUGACCACCCCAAGCAGACAGCAAGGUCUCGUUACACCAGAGAGAGUGGAGGGAAUGGUGUUUCUCACCGGCAGCCGGAAUCCAUCCACCAGACGACUCUGCACCAGGUUGCAACACAGCAGUGUGCCGUCGGCUGCAGCCACGCACAAAAGAACAGACAUGUUGUCUUCUGUUGAAAAGAAGAGUCAUCGAUACCGGUCAAGCAGAAGCCAUACACGCCAUAGAGAGGGUCCUCCACCCGCACGGACGUGAUAGUGACAUCUUCCUGCGUCUCCCGCCUCUCGUUGAAGAGCUCUCGCUGCCUCUCGUCCUCCGUCAUCAGGUUGACGGCAGUGCUGCUCUCCUUGCGAGUAAGGGCGAGGCCCAUCGAGCUCGCCUUACUGCCCGAGCGGCUCAACAGAGGGAUACUCGAUUCAUCCUGUGGUGAUGCAGGUUGUUGCUGUGUUUCUUCCUCCAUCUUGGAUGCAGUGGUUGUUUCUCUGAAUGUCUCCUCUCUCAUGUUGCAUCGGACGAUGCCCGCCACCUCCUGCAUGAAGGACACCUUGGCAAUGUUGAGGGCGGGAAACUGGGCGUGCGUUCGCACUGCAGCAAUUGCAGACCGCCUGAUAUUGCCGUCAUCCAUUUCUGUUUCGGCUGACCGUCUCUAUGGCUCCAGAUACGCCAUGCUUCGAGCGAGUCGCCGUGAGAUGCCACAAUGUGGAACGCUCUGUCGCAGUAGAGGCUGUGAAUAGGGCCAGAUGCCUGGAAGCGACUCAACACAGCGCCACUCGGCACGUCCCAUAUGAAGCCAGCGCCCAAGUCGUCCACACCUGUGAUGUUACAACACGAGGGCAAAUGGAACAUGUAUUUGGCUGUUUUGUCCGAUAAAACUGACCAAUGAUGACUUCGUGCAGGUCCGAGACGGCAAUGUGCUUGACCGGCGGACCGGCGGGAUUGAGCUUGAUCACAUUCAGCAGCCGCGAAGAUACGUCUCCAUAGGCGACAUUCGCUGUCUCCUCCCUCUCACUCUCGUUCUCGUCCACGGCGGCGUGUCUCAGGCAGUCCACACUGACAGCAGUGUGUUUGCGCUCUAGCCGCCAUAUGCGGAUGUGAUGCUCGCGUGAGAGGCAGCACACUUCGUGGCGCUUCUGGAACACGCACACCUCCCGCACGCUCGGCUGCCACUGAGGAUGCAUGUGUGAAGACACAUGCCAGAGAUGGCAGUCGCGUCUCCUCGUUUUUUGUCUCUUACCAAUGGGAAUUCGACGACGGUGCGCGGCAUUGGUGGCGAGCCGAUGGGAGGAAGGCCGACGUUGUUAGGAGAUGCGGUGAGCGUUUCAUUUGGGUUGAUAUCCCAGAGUACGGCGAGCGUGAUCGGGUGCAGUAUCUUGAUGAUGUUCUCCAUGUUGAUCACCAGCCUGGCCAACGAUUGCUCGAUGAAUGAAUACACGACAAUGUGACAGGUGUUCUUCUUGCCCAUUGCUGACCAUCCGUCAUUGAGGUUGAGGUAGCUGAUGGACCAGAAUGCCUUGUCCUUUGCCAGGAUGGCCUUCGCGCCACGACCACUGAACGAAGAAGAAACGGCCGCCCGAUGAUGUGUACAGACUGCGCGUUUCCUUAGAUUUCUUACGACAUGACGGUCCAUCUUCUGAGUCCUUUUUCGUUGUCAGCAUAGUUCCGCUUCACCUGGCGGGUCUUGACACACCUGCAGAAAGGAAGCGUGGUAUGAAUCUAUUACAUGUCAUUGACACAAAUCCGUCAAUGAGGUUCAUGGCUGACCAGAGGAUGAGUUCAUACAUGUCGGAGGAAAGCAGCAGCCGAUGGCGCUGAUGAUGGGGAGAACAGCAGACAUACUUACUACUGGAUCUGCUGUCUGUAUAUGCUUCUCUUACCGGAUUGAAUGCCAUGGCGACAAUUUUGUGUUUGUGUGCGCCCAGGGUGCCAUCGAACUGGAACCUCGGAUGAGGAGUGACGUCCUUCACACCAGACAUCACGAACAGCGG
Molecule: messenger RNA, 11081 nt
Organism: Vitrella brassicaformis
Lineage: Eukaryota; Vitrellaceae
Source: the annotation of a GenBank genome assembly